Molecule: messenger RNA, 2726 nt
Organism: Cotesia congregata
Lineage: Eukaryota; Metazoa; Arthropoda; Insecta; Hymenoptera; Braconidae
Source: the annotation of a GenBank genome assembly
GACACAGUAUGGCUUCGGUACUGUGGCAUGCCUCUGGGAGUAGUUUCGUUUCGCCUGCCAUCAUCUUUCUCCUGCUACUUUGUCCACACGCUAUCACAGCUCGCGAGGUAAUUGAUGUGCCACAGCCACAGCAAGACUACGUACCAUCCCUAUCUCCACCACCACCGGGACCUUUUGCCACUGCCAAAACAUCAAGAUGCGACCAAACAUUUGUCAGCGUCCCAGGCAGCCCGGAAAAUGGGACUUUCCACGCUCCGUAUUUGAUAAAUCCAAAACGUGAAUCGCAGCAGUGUGUUUACACAUUUUUAGCGGGACCUUAUCAGCGUGCCGAGGUCGUCUUCACGACAUUUGGUCUCCGCGGCACACCACCAGAAUGUGUACACGAGUAUAUGGAUGUCUACACGCAGAUACGAUCCGAUAACACGACCAAGCUGAUAGAGACACCCUUCGGUGGUCGAUACUGCGGUCCUAUACCACCGAGACGUCGAGUAUCUCUCUACCGAGGGAUUGCACUUAGUUUCUAUACUGACAAGAAUAUCACCCUACCAACUCUAUUCAGCGGUCGUUAUGCCUUCAUCAAUGCCUCUGAGUAUGAAAUCGGAACACCAGUGCCAGGCACUCCGUGUUCUUUCGUCGUAAAUACAACGAUUAAGCGUACUGGAUCCAUCCUUUCGCCCACAUAUCCUGGUGCUUAUCCCAAGAAUCUUACAUGUAGGUAUCAAUUCAUCGGUAACAGUGGCCAGAGGAUUAGACUCGAGUUUCGGGAUUUUGAUCUCUUCUACGGGGGUCCUCACUGCCCAUUCGACUAUGUAAAGGUGUACGAUGGACUUGACUUAAAGUCAGCUCCCGUGAUAGGGACUUACUGCGGUCAACAACGUAAUUUGGUGCUAUAUUCUUCGCAGUCAAAUUUAACUGUACUAUUUUCAACACUUCAGCGCACUGCGAACACACAAAAUCGUGGCUUUAAAGGAAUAUUUGAAUUUUCUGAAGGCUUCGUUAAAUUAGAUUUCAUAAACAAAUCAGGAGGUAUGCAUAUACGAGGAUCCGAGUGUGACCAAAAAAUUUUAAGCACCAGAGAAUCUAAUGGCUCUGUCGUGAGUCCUAAUUAUCCGUUUCCUUACAUUCCGAAAGUUGUGUGUCGUUAUUUUGUAUAUGGUAUGCAAGAUGCACAGCAUUUGGAACGUGUGAAACUUGAAUUUUUAACGUUUGAUAUUAGCAAGGGUGAAGCAAAAGGAGACUCAGCCUGCACUGACGGUUACCUUAAAAUUUAUCUAAAAGGCCAAGAAGCUACUGAUUCGUAUGACAAAUUUGAUUACGAGUUGUGUGGUAAUGAAACAAAUCCGAGCCAAGUAGUUAGUGACGGGCCACGGCUGGUCAUGGUAUUCAGCAGCGGUGAACUUAAACAAGGCCGGGGUUUCAAAGCAAGAUACAGCUUCGAAACAGAAUACAAAAUACCCGGUACGGCUGCACCGGACGGCAGUUGCACAUUCACUUAUCGCAGUUCCUCACGGAAGAAAGGUGAAUUCAAUUCACCACGUUAUCCAAGCAAUUAUCCGAGCGAUAUCAAUUGUACUUAUCUCUUCUUGGCAACUCCAAACGAACAAGUUACUCUUGUUUUUGAUCACUUUAAAGUUAGAUCUCAGCCAUCAAAUUCGACUACUGGAUUCUAUGGAGAAGAGAUCUGUCAGAAUGAUUGGUUAGAAAUUUACAACAUGUAUCGUGACAAUACGGAAAAAUUAAUUGGAAGAUACUGUGGAACUUCUGCACCAGGUCCCGUAGAAUCGAAUCUCGGUGCGCUUGGAGUCAAAGUUAUUCUUCACUCAGAUGCAGAAUUAGUUUACAGUGGCUUCAAAGCUCGUUAUAUGUUUGAAGUCGCCAAGUCUAUUUUCGGCGAUUGUGGCUCCAAUAUAAGUAGUCUCGAAUACGGUGUAAUAAUGACACCAAAUCAUCCAGAGAAUUACGACAGUCCUCUCCGAAAUUUCGCGAGUAAAACUUGCAAUUGGUUUAUAUCUGUACGUCCGGAUCAUCAGAUAUUAAUCUAUUUCGAAGAUUUUUCCGUAGAAGGUGAACAAUCGGUCAGAGGAUGUCCCGCGGCUGUUUUACGAUUGUGGUUAUCGCCGAUGGCAACUCCAAUUGAAUUGUGUGGUGUAAAAACGUCAGACGGUCCAAAUGAUUAUUUAUCUCAAGAUCAUAAUAUGCGACUCAGCUUUAUAUCAUCGGACAAAUCAGUAGGCCAAAAAGGUUUUCGCGCCGUAUGGACAGAAGUGUAUAAAGCGAACGAGUGCGAGCCGAAUGAAUUUCACUGUAGUGGAAACAACUACUGCAUUGCAGAAACAUUACGUUGUAAUAACGUAGACAACUGCGGUCCAAAUGAUACAAGCGACGAGGAGAACUGUGCAAUAUCAGUGCCUCCAGUAAGUUACGCAAUACCUGCAGGAAGUGCUGCGGCUGCUGUACUAGUAGCCCUCGCACUGUGUCUUCUCUGUCAUCGUAAAAUGAAGCGACGCACUGAAGAAGUAAACAUCGAUGACUUUCAACAGCGUAUCGAGGACAUGCGUUACUGCUAUCAUCAUCACACCGUCUUCCAUCGAACACCAAGUACUCAUAGUCAUAGCCAUCCGGAUACCUACAACAAUCAGUAUCAUAUGGAGCAGCCUAGUCCACCAAGUGAGAGUGAAAUUGAGCAUGUAUGUGGCGAUGAUGCGAGUAGUCCCGAAACUCCGUGA